Molecule: messenger RNA, 6343 nt
Organism: Oenanthe melanoleuca
Lineage: Eukaryota; Metazoa; Chordata; Aves; Passeriformes; Muscicapidae
Gene: SEMA3A
Product: semaphorin 3A
Exons: 17
Coding region: 187-2505 (772 amino acids)
Biological process (GO): negative regulation of axon extension involved in axon guidance; negative chemotaxis; positive regulation of neuron migration
Molecular function (GO): semaphorin receptor binding; chemorepellent activity; neuropilin binding
Source: RefSeq, a predicted model, not a curated record
GCGGCGGCGGCGGCGAGCGGGGGGCCGGGGCGGCGCGGCGGCGGCGGGGCGCGGAGCGGAGCGGAGCCCACCCCCAUCACCUGUUACCUCCGCUCCCCAGGUUGCCUGAAGUUCCCCGGCGGCGCCCGGCAGGACGGGGAGCGCCACGGCUGCGGCUGGCGGGGACCCUACAGUGGCUGCUGCAGCAUGGGCUGGCUCAGGGGGAUUGCCUUGCUUUCCUUGGGAGUAUUACUAGCGGGAAGAGUCAACUGCCAGCAUGUGAAGAAUAAUGUGCCAAGGCUCAAAUUAUCGUAUAAAGAAAUGUUGGAAUCCAACAAUAUAAUAAAUUUCAAUGGACUAGCUAACAGCUCCAGUUACCAUACUUUCCUCUUGGAUGAAGAACGUGGUCGGCUGUAUGUUGGAGCAAAGGAUCACAUAUUUUCUUUCAACCUGGUUAACAUCAAGGAAUAUCAAAAGAUUGUUUGGCCUGUAUCACAUUCCCGAAGGGAUGAGUGCAAGUGGGCUGGAAAAGAUAUUGUGAGAGAAUGUGCUAAUUUCAUCAAGGUGCUUAAGGCUUACAACCAAACCCACCUGUAUGCUUGUGGAACUGGGGCUUUUCAUCCAGUCUGCACCUAUAUUGAGGUUGGAAGCCACCCUGAGGACAACAUUUUUAGAAUGGAAGAAUCACAUUUUGAAAAUGGGCGGGGGAAAAGCCCUUAUGAUCCCAAACUGCUGACAGCUUCACUUUUAGUAGAUGGAGAACUGUACUCUGGCACAGCAGCAGACUUCAUGGGCAGGGACUUUGCCAUUUUCCGAACUCUGGGGCACCACCAUCCCAUCAGAACAGAGCAGCACGACUCCCGGUGGCUAAAUGAUCCCAGAUUUGUCAGUGCUCACCUGAUACCAGAGAGUGACAAUCCAGAAGAUGACAAAAUCUAUUUCUUCUUCCGUGAAAAUGCAAUUGAUGGAGAGCACACUGGAAAAGCCACUCAUGCCAGAAUAGGGCAGAUCUGCAAGAAUGACUUUGGUGGACACAGGAGCCUUGUUAACAAAUGGACAACUUUCCUGAAAGCACGUCUGAUUUGCUCUGUGCCAGGACCCAAUGGCAUUGACACACACUUUGAUGAACUACAGGAUGUGUUCCUAAUGAACUCAAAAGACCCUAAAAAUCCAAUAGUCUAUGGAGUGUUUACAACUUCCAGCAAUAUCUUCAAGGGAUCAGCAGUGUGCAUGUACAGCAUGACUGAUGUGAGGAGGGUGUUCCUGGGCCCCUAUGCCCACAGAGAUGGCCCCAACUACCAGUGGGUUCCCUACCAAGGGCGAGUGCCAUAUCCACGGCCAGGAACUUGUCCCAGUAAAACAUUUGGAGGUUUUGAUUCCACCAAGGACCUUCCUGAUGAAGUUAUCACAUUUGCCAGAAGUCAUCCUGCCAUGUACAACCCAGUAUUCCCCAUCAACAACCGUCCCAUCAUGAUUAAAACAGACGUGGAUUACCAGUUCACACAGAUCGUGGUGGAUCGAGUCGAUGCAGAAGAUGGCCAGUAUGAUGUGAUGUUCAUUGGCACAGAUAUUGGAACAGUUCUUAAAGUGGUUUCAAUUCCUAAGGAGACUUGGCACGAAUUAGAGGAAGUCUUGCUGGAAGAAAUGACAGUCUUUCGGGAACCCACUGUUAUUUCAGCAAUGAAGAUUUCCACAAAGCAGCAACAGCUCUACAUUGGCUCAGCCACGGGGGUUUCACAGCUUCCUUUGCACCGCUGUGAUGUGUAUGGAAAAGCUUGUGCUGAGUGCUGCCUGGCAAGGGACCCUUACUGUGCCUGGGAUGGCUCCUCCUGCUCACGUUACUUCCCCACUGCCAAGAGGCGCACCAGACGACAAGACAUCCGAAAUGGGGACCCGCUCACCCACUGCUCAGACCUGCAGCACCACAAUAACCCAAGUGGUCACGCCCUAGAGGAAAAGAUUAUCUAUGGAGUAGAGAAUAGCAGCACUUUCCUCGAGUGCAGUCCAAAAUCUCAGCGUGCUGUGGUCUACUGGCAGUUCCAGAAGCAAAAUGAUGAUCGCAAAGAAGAGAUAAAAGUGGGUGAUCACAUGAUCCGGACAGAGCAGGGCCUCUUGCUGAGAAGUCUCCACCGGAGAGACUCUGGUGUUUAUCUCUGCCAUGCUGUGGAGCACGGCUUCAUGCAGACCUUGCUCAAGGUGACCCUGGAAGUCAUCGACAGCGAGCACCUGGAGGAGCUUCUCCAUAAAGAAGAGGACGGUGAUGGCUCCAAGGUCAAGGAUGCCACCAACAGCAUGACCCCCAGCCAGAAGAUCUGGUACAGAGACUUCAUGCAGCUCAUCAACCACCCCAAUCUGAACACGAUGGAUGAGUUCUGUGAGCAGGUUUGGAAAAGAGACCGCAAGCAGCGCCGGCAAAGGCCUGCCAACGCGCAGGUGAACACAAACAAGUGGAAGCACCUACAAGAGAAUAAAAAAGGUAGAAACAGGAGGACCCAUGAAUUUGAGAGGGCACCACGAAGUGUCUGAGCUACAUUACCUCUAGGAACCUCAUCCAAGUAGAAACUUGUAUAGACAGAUAACUGGAAAAAAAUGCAAUAUUCAUGAACUUUUUCAUGGCAUUAUGUGGAUGUUUACAAGACUGGAAAGUUCAAACAGUUUCCACUAGGUUUAAAUAAAAUCCAUUUCUAACUUUCCUAGCAAGUCCUUCCUCUCUGCUCUGAUUCUAAGACCAGAAAGACCAGAGUUUCAAGGAUGAUAACUCACCUGGACCUAGCUUACUGCUCAAAAACUUUUGCAAGUAUUCAGCAGGCAAGAUUUGCUUUCUCUUUUGAUGGAGAUAUAAAGAAAAUGCUGUAUUUCAUGCUGUCAUCUUACAGGAAAGAAAAACAAGCCCCACCUUUUAUCAUCAGCACUACCAUUUCUAGACUUAUUUAAAACUGCAUGAACUCAUUAAGCUGAUGAACAUCUAAACACGUGAUUGGACACAAGGAUUUUGUUCUUGUUUUGUCUACCAGUUCUCCUGUUUAUAUGUUCUGGAAGAGGAAAAACAAUACUGAAUGAGAUUGAUUGUGCAAAUCUGAACAACAUAAGCCAUCCAUCAUCUGGAAGAAAAAAAAAUGUGGAGUAUACUGGCCUACUACUGAUGACUUCUUUCAGCUUUGAUCUAAAGAUGUAUUUUAUUAAAAGUAUAAUUUAAAUGUACCAUGAAAAAAUAUGCAGCAAACAUUAGCUCCUUUCUAAAAUAGACUAGACUUUUUGUCUUAGAAAUAUUGUACUUUCUAAUUAUUGGUUUAGAGGAAAAAAGACAACUUCCAAUUAUGACUGCUUUACUCUUUUGUUUGAGAAAAGUUCCAGGGGAGCUGGUCACAUUGCAGUUAACCUCCUUCCCUGUCAGUAAUCUAUAUGACAUGUAACUUCAAAGCAAUUUUAAAACUAAGCUAUUUUAACAUGAAAGUCACUGUAUAGCAUGGAAGUAUUCUGCAUUCUGUUUUUCUAAGUAUGGUAUUUGAAAUAUUCAACUUGUAUAAUACCUUGCUAUAGAUUGAACCAAUGAAGAGGAGAGCAUUGAUUUUCAGUUGUAUAUUUUUUUAAUUAAAAAAACAAAUAGCAUUAAAAUACCCUCUGCUAAUUACACUCUUGCUUUCUUGGUUCAUAUUUGUGAAUGCUAAUAUUUAAAUACUGAUGCUCACAGACUGUCAUAUAUCCAUGAGCAAAGCUCACAUUCAGUUUAAGGAGUUGUGUUCCCAGCUCUGUGGUAGAGAUUUGUCCACACUACUGACUCUCAGUGCUCUGUUCUUCCUGUUGGCCAGAUCACCAAAAUGCAAAGAAUCAGCACUAGACUAAGGAAACAACCCCAAAGUCAGCACCCUGCUUUAAGAUCUGUGGGUGAAAAUCUGCUAAAGUAGUGAAUUGGUGAAAUUCAGCUUAAGACUAAUUUGUAUUAACAGAAAAUUUGGUCCUGCAUUUCUGUCAUAUUCUAUAUACAAGAGAGCAACAGGGUAAAAUAGACAAUGUAUUUGCAUCAUGAGUGUCAGUUUAGGGUUAUAAGUAGUGGAUUUAUUCACCUCAGCACAGAUGUGCCUUUGGUCCCCAGUUCUAUGGUGUCCAGUUAUUUUGAGAUCAUCUUUCUCCAGCCUCCCAUAUUUUACCUUGGUAGAGUCUGUAAAUGACAUAAUUUCCAGUAAUGUCAUUGUGGGGAAAAUUACUACAACAAAAUCCUUAGUUUGCUAAAGGAGCUUUUAUAUAAAAGUGUGUCUGCACUGAUUACUGUUUUGUUGUUUUUCACUCUGUGGUAUUUAAUUUAUCAGUUUUUUGCUACACUAUCAAUCAGCCUUAUCAGAUACAAUAUAACACAACUGCUGUGGUAGCAUCACUCACAAUGUGCCCCAGUCUCCUUGCCACUCUCUAGUUCAAGUAUCCUUCUGCUUAGUGAAGCCUUGGCUUCUUGCCUUUAUAGAAAUUGGAUUUUCACUAACAGCCGAGUUACUUCAGGCCCCUUUGAAUCCUUUGGAGGGGAUGAACUUGCAGGAUUUUUUUUGUAAUUUAAUUCUUCAGAAAAAAAAAAAGUCUUUGAAUAGGAUAGGACAAGGCUAUAGGGCCAUGAUUCAAGAAAGCACUUGGGAAUUUAUUUUUAAAGCAGCUUUAAGUCUCUUUUAUAUUUAACCUGACUCUUGUGAACUCCAGUAUGCUGGUAAAUUCCCAUUAUUUCAUGAUGUGCUGAAUAUGGAUGAAUUAAAACAUAUGUUCAUGUGCUUUUCUGUACAGAAGAAUUAAUUUUUCAGCUCAGCUUAUGGUUAACUUCUGAGCUCUGUUGUCAAAUGAAUUAUUUUAAUCACAGAAUUUUAAUCAUAGAGCAUUCUUUAGCCUUUUGUGAAGGGCAGUUGUGUGCCAUCUAGUUACUACAAUACUCUUUCUUACAAAAGGAAACAGUUGUAAAAUGAACCUCAGAGAAUUCAGUGGGAAAAAUACAGGUUGAUUUCAAUAGAUCUCAAAUAAUUUUGUUUCCUUUUUUACAGAUUCGUGGAAUUGCUAUGUAACUUUUUUUUUCACUUCCAUGUUCAUAGCGAAUGGUUCUAAAGCAUCUUGCUACAAGAACACCGAACCAUCCUCUUCCACAAUGCCUGAAGAGCAAACAUAUUAAAUAAAGUCAAAAUUCUAAGAUAUGUUUUUCUAUGCUGAGAAAGAUAAUCUGUGGGAACAAAUUUAAGGAAGUUGCAACAUUUUUACCAUGACCUGACAGUCUCAUUGAGCAAUUGAUAUGAUCAUAUUUUAUAAGCUUCAGCCCAGUCCUCACAUGAGUAGUCUUGUUUAAGUUUUAGUAUUGAUUUAUGCAAAGAAGAGGGCAAAAGAUCAAGCCAACAGUGGAAAUUUUUGAUUUUUUGGUUCAUGUUAUGGUCAAGUUAAAGCAGCAUUUAAUACUGAUGUGAAAUGAACUUUUUUUCAAAAAGCAUAGGCCUUAAUGAAUUAAUGUAUAGAAGGAUGCCCUGCAGCAUCAGUAAGAUUCAUACACCCAUUUAUGUCAUUAUUGUUUAAAGCAACAUAAAGUUUGAAAAUAAAAAUUAAAAUGGUAUUUCUGUAAAUGGCCAAUAAAACCUUCUAAACCUCUAGUUAUAGACUUUAGAAAAAGUAAGUAAAAAGUUGUGUUUAAGCUGGAGAGAAAUAAAGGAUUUCAUUUAUAACCAGAAAGAUCUAUUUUCAUUUUUUUUAAGAUAUCCAUCUGGAAGGAACAAAAAUAUAUUGAAUCUUAUUCUUACUCAUCUACUCUUUGCACUUGCACAGAUCACUGAAAUGGGAAUUCAUUCUAUGGCUCCUAAAAAAUGUAUGGUUACAUUACACUAUAACAUCAAACUGAGGAAAUGUUCAUCUUUGCAAAAAAAACGUUAAAUCUUCAUGACCCAAUAAAGUCACUAUGUAAAAAAAUUAAAUUAAAUGCAUGUGAAUGCGCAUUUACUGUUCCUUUUUAUGUAUUAUUUAGUGAAUAUCAAUGGUAUGUGUUUAAUAGUUCAGUUUUUGCUACCUACACAUUAGUCAAAAGAGAUGUAAAUAUUUUUGACUAGGUAAGGAGGUACAGUGUAAAGUACUGUUAUCUAGAGGUACUCCAUUUCGGUGUGUUCAGCAAAGUACUAAAAUGCAAGAUUUUGCCACACAGGUGAUAAGGUUGGUUUAUUUGCUAGAUCAGUGUCUGAGCUGUGCGCUUAUUCUUUAAAUGCAUUCCUCACUGGGUAGUAAAUAAUUCCACUUCUGUAUUUAUCACUUCAAUUCAGAUGGGAACUAGAAAACUGGAGAGAAAGUGUAAUGAAACUGCUGCUGUAAAUUAUUUCUUUUAGCAUGUAUUCAGUUGUUAAAUAAACAUUUCUUCCAAAUA